This is a messenger RNA of Paramecium sonneborni, 1495 nucleotides long. The record is from the annotation of a GenBank genome assembly. Lineage: Eukaryota; Ciliophora; Oligohymenophorea; Peniculida; Parameciidae.
AUGAUUGAAUAAUAUAAGGUUCAUGAAUAAAUUGGAUAAGGUGAGUUUGGAAAAGUCUAUAGAGCAACAAAUCUUCUUACUCAAUCAGUUGUUGCCAUUAAAAGUGUUGAUGUGGCUAAAUUUAAUGAAACACCAAAAUUACUCGAAUUAAGCAUGCAAGAGAUAGAGGUACUCUAAAAACUUUAACAUUGUUAAUAUGUUGUUAAGUUCAUUGAAUUAAUUAAAACCUCUCAUCAAUAUCAUUUCGUAUAUGAAUAUUGUUCAGGUGGUCCUCUUGACAAAUUGUUAUUGUUAUAAGGACAUUUUACAGAAAGGAAAUCAUUAGAGAUCAUUUAUUAAUUAAUUUAAGCAUUUAAAGUCUUGAGAGAAAAUUCUAUAAUCCAUCGAGAUUUAAAACCUUCAAAUAUUUUAAUUCAUAAUGGAAUUUAUAAAUUAGCAGAUUUCGGAUUUUGUAAACCCAUCAAAAAUGAUGUUACUGCCACUAUGUUAGGUUCACCAAUCUAUAUGGCUCCAGAAGUACUAAGAGGACUUUCUUAUAAUAGUAAGGCAGAUAUUUGGAGUCUUGGAGCUGUAUUGUAUGAAUUAUUAAUUGGCAAAUGUCCAUUUGAAGAAAAAUCUAUUGCUAAAUUAAUUACUGCCCAAGAUGAAACAGAUUGGAUGAUACCUCCAUAAUUUCAUUUUACUAAACAAACAAUCACUUUACUUAAAUCUAUGCUCAUAAAAGAUCCAAAUAAACGUUGUACAUGGGAAUAUUUAUUUAAAAUCCCAUUAAAAAAUGAUGGAGAGUUUAGUGGAGAUUUGGAAAUUUAUUCAGAUAAACCAGAAUAAAAUGUUUUAUAACCCUCAAAUAGUAAUAAUAAUAAUGUCAGUAUCUUAUAAGAGAUUGUUAAUGAAAGAUGCAAAGUUUAAUUUAUGUGUUAAACUGCACAUUCUAUUUUGGAAUAGUCAUAAAACAAAGAAUCUCCUUUAAUUGCCUAUUAUCUUUUAUUAUUAGCUAAUAAUAGAGGAUAACAAUUAUUAAGCGUGAUUAAAAAGUAAUGCACCACUGCAACUGAAUAUUUUAGUUUAAACAAAUUAUCUAUCCAUUUAAAGUAGUCACAAGAUAAUAGAUUAUCAUCCAACUUUGAAUUUACAAGAUUAGUUGAAACUAUUACGAAAGAAGUUGAUUAAUUGACCAUCGGAUUAAAAGAAUAUAAAAUUAUAUUGGAUGGUUAAUCUUUAGAUAUCAAAGAUAAUUAUAGAUAAAAUAUUAAAAAUUAUGUUAACUAAAUUAAAUAAAAUAAUUAUAUAGCUUUCUUAGAUACUAAUUAAGAGAAAAACCUUUUGACACAUUGUUUAUAAGUUUUAGAUGCAUUAUAAGUUGAUAAAUUUAUGAAUUCUAAUAUUGGUAAAUAAAUUUGAUUAAUAUUAUUUAGACCCAACAAUGGAUGCUUAUUUAGAAAUUAGAUCUAUGACCAAGAAAUAAUUAUUAGAUAGAUAUGAUACUUUAUUAUGA